This is a messenger RNA of Galeopterus variegatus (Sunda flying lemur), 2793 nucleotides long. RefSeq names its product ubiquitin carboxyl-terminal hydrolase 38-like. NCBI's taxonomy places the organism in Eukaryota, Metazoa, Chordata, Mammalia, Dermoptera, Cynocephalidae. Gene Ontology annotation, biological process: protein deubiquitination. The record is from RefSeq and is a predicted model, not a curated record. Gene Ontology annotation, molecular function: cysteine-type deubiquitinase activity; cysteine-type endopeptidase activity. Bases 265 to 1626 code for a protein of 453 amino acids. Gene Ontology annotation, cellular component: cytosol; nucleus. The transcript is spliced from 3 exons.
GAAGCAUAUGCACCUCGGAUAUUCUUUGAGGCUUCCAGACCUCCAUGGUUUACUCCCAGAUCACAGCAAGACUGUUCUGAAUACCUCAGGUUUCUGCUAGACAGGCUCCAUGAAGAAGAAAAGAUUGUGAAAGUUCAGUCCUCACACAAGUCUUCUGAAAGUCUGGGAUGCAAUGAAACUUCUUUACAGGAAGUAGCCAGUAAGGCAGAUGUACUAACAGAGACCUCUUGCACAAGUGAUGGUGAGAAGACUUUGAUAGAAAAAAUGUUUGGAGGAAAACUACGAACUCACAUAUGUUGUUUGAACUGCAGGAGCACCUCACAAAAAGUGGAAGCCUUUACAGAUCUUUCACUUGCCUUUUGUCCUUCAUCUUCUUUGGAAAACUUGUCUUUCCAAGAUCCAGCAUCAUCACCCAGUACACGAGAUGGUGGUCUAAUGCAAGCCAGUGUACCUCGUUCUUCAGAAGAAACAGUACUUUAUAAUCCAGUAACAGCUGCCUUUGUCUGUGACUCAGUUGUGAAUGAAAGAAUAGGCAGUCCUCCUGAUGAGUUUCAUUAUAUGGAAAACACUUCUGUCCCUAAUGAGUCUAACAAGAUUCUUACCAAUAAAGAUGUACCUCAGAAACCAGGAGGUGAAACCACACCUUCAGUAACUGACUUACUAAAUUAUUUUUUGGCUCCAGAGAUUCUUACUGGUGACAACCAAUAUUAUUGUGAAAACUGUGCCUCUCUACAGAAUGCUGAGAAAACUAUGCAAAUCACGGAGGAACCUGAAUACCUUAUUCUUACUCUCCUGAGAUUUUCAUAUGAUCAGAAGUAUCAUGUGAGAAGAAAAAUUUUAGACAAUGUGUCACUGCCACUGGUUUUGGAGUUGCCAGUUAAAAGAACUACUUCUUUCUCUUCGUUGUCAGAAAGUUGGUCUGUAGAUGUUGACUUCACUGAUAUUAAUGAGAACCUAGCUAAAAAAUUAAAGCCUUCUGGGACUGAAGAAGGUUGCUGCCCAAAAUUGGUGCCCUACCUAUUAAGUUCUAUUGUUGUUCACUCUGGUAUAUCUUCUGAAAGUGGGCAUUACUAUUCUUAUGCCAGAAACAUCACAGGUACAGAGUCUUCAUAUCAAAUGUGCCACCAGUCUGAAACUCUGGCAUUAACAUCCUCCCCAAGUCACUUACUAGGGAGAAAUAGUCCCAGUGUAAUUAUUGAAAAGGAUGUGGAAAAUAAGGAAAUGUCAAAAGAAUGGUUUUUAUUUAAUGACAGCAGAGUGACAUUUACUUCUUUUCAGUCAGUCCAGAAAAUUACAAGUAGGUUUCCAAAGGACACAGCUUAUGUACUUUUGUAUAAAAAACAGAACAGCACUAAUGGUUUAAGUGGUAAUAAUCCAACCAGUGGACUCUGGGUAAAUGGAGACCCACCUCUACAGAAAGAACUUAUGGAUGCAAUAACAAAAGACAAUAAACUAUAUUUGCAGGAACAAGAGUUGAAUGCUCGAGCCCGGGCCCUGCAAGCUGCAUCUGUCUCCUGUUCAUUUCGGCCCAAUGGAUUUGAUGACAAUGACCCACCAGGAAGCUGUGGACCAACUGGUGGAGGGGGUGGAGGAGGAUUUAAUACGGUUGGCAGACUCGUAUUUUGAUCCUGAGAGAGUUCAAAAUGCACUGGUCACAAAAUAUCCAAUACCAUGACUGUUAAAAUGUCAGACUGUAACAGAUAUAUCUAUCUUUUAUUUUUCUUUCCAUUAGACCCUUAGAAUUUAAGAAAACACUCAGUGCUUGUUUUUAUUUUCUUGACAAUACAUUUAUUAACAAAAUGCAUCAUGGGAAAAAAUCUACCUCUUAAAAUUCCAUUUGCGUUUGUGGUUAGACAUGCUUGACCAAAAAUGUUCAGAGGAAAAUAUGUACCUAGUCCCUAAUUAAGCUGCAUUAAAUUUGGUAGAAGCAUUUAAAUGGUCUAUCUUCAGUUUUACUGAAUAAAAUAUAUAAUUCAUUUAGCAUCCUUUAUAAAAGAAUUGAUGCUAGAGGUGAGAGAAAUAUUGUUUAGAAAAAGAAAAUAAAAUCCUUUAUUUCCUGUGUAGUUACCCCAUUAUUAAAUUCAAAUCAUUGAAAAUACUAGAGAUGAUACAGUCUCUAAUGAAGGCAAUAAUGUAAAAUUUAUCAAGCUUUAGCACUUUCCAGGUUUUUGUUUAGUGCUGUCUUCCGAAUCACUGUAUCUGCAUUUCAAGUACAAAUGUUUUAAAAACAGAUUAUGUACACAUAUGUGCUGAGUUGACUUUAAGAAAGUUGCAUGAUCCUGUAGGAGCAACAUUUUUACCUAAAAAUUGCUAAGUUUAUAGUAUUUCUAAUUGUUCAAGGAUUUUAACUUCUAUUUCAGGGAGUAUAUAUUCUGUGUAUUUUGAAGGAGGUGAGUUCUGUAUGUGCCUUGCAGUACUGUAAUUCAAAAAUAGGAAUCUUUGGCUGCAGAAAAGGUUUUUUUUAAAAUGAAAUGUUAGGAAGUAAUUUUUGUGCUAACAUUAAAAUUAUAACUUUUUGAAAGGUAUUAGAUUUUCCAGAAGUAAAAUCUGAUGGUUCUAAAUCAAUAAGUGUGAUAGUUCAUUUUUAACUCUUAGAAGAACUCAGAGGAAAUGAACCUUGUUAAGUAAAAAAUCUUUUUUGAUUUUGCUACUUAAUCCUCAGAAUAUUAAACAUUGAUCACAUAUUUCUAGAGUUGUGUAUUUGAGGGCAGUUUCUGUUUGUUUGGGUCAUAUGGUUUGCACAGUUGCUUCUAUUUCAUAGUUUCAGAUAAAAUAUUAAAAUGCCAGAUCCUA